Tetrahymena thermophila SB210 is the source of this 1167-nucleotide messenger RNA. RefSeq names its product AMP-binding enzyme family protein. The transcript is spliced from 3 exons. The record is from RefSeq and is a predicted model, not a curated record. Lineage: Eukaryota; Ciliophora; Oligohymenophorea; Hymenostomatida; Tetrahymenidae.
AUGAAGGAACAGCUGGGAUAUGGUCCUUAUGGUAUUAUUAAUUUGGAAAUAGAUUAGAUUUAUUCAUAAAUAUCAAUUCAAUACCCAACUAUUCCUUCAAUUUUAGCUUUAGUUAACAGCGUGUUUAAUUUGUUAGUCAUUUUAGGUUUCUUUUUGAAGAUUAUAUCUUAAUGUUCUUUGAAGGAAGAUUUCUUUAUGAUUUUGAUAAAGAAUGUUUACUAAGACAUUUAUCAAUAGAUUUUAUAAUUAAAUAACUUAAAAUAGUCAAAUUCUAUUUUAAGUUAAUAAACUAAAUCAUUUAUUAACAAUGAAACGUAAAAGAUAUAAGACACUUAAUUAGAAAAUUAAAAGAUGAAGGAAAAAGAAAAGGAUUAAAAUUCUUAAAAAAUUGAUGAUUAAAAAUUAGCUUAAAACUAAGUUAUUAAACAGUAAGAAAAUAGCAUACUUGACUAAGAUUAAUAAAUAUUUAUAAGUUUUGUUUAAAAAAGUGAAUCUGAAAUAGAAAGUAGUAAGGAAAAAGCAAAAUUUAAAAUUUAAAAUGUUGGUCCUAAAUUAAGCUAUUCUAAUUAAUUAAAAUAAAAAGAUGACAACCAAUCCUUGAUCCUCUCAAAAGAUUUUUUUGAGGAAAGAAAUGAUGGUUAAGUAAACAUCAUUUUAAAUAACUAAAAUUAGCCAAAGUAGGAAUUAAAUAAAAUUUAAAAUAUAAGUCCAAUAAUUCCAUAGCAGCCUAUCAAAUAAAAGCAUUAAGAUAAUAUUAUAAAAAAGUUAAUUUUUGGAUUUAGAUGUAAGGAUUUAAAAUCUUAAGGUUUAGGAAAAUAACGUAAGAAAAAAAUUGAAGAGUAGCUUAUAAAAGAUUUAGAUAUUUUAUAAUUUUACAAAGAUAUAAUAUUUUUGAAGAAAGCAAUAAUGAUGCUCUUAACAUAAGAUCAACUAGCUUCUAUAAAUUUUAUUGGAUGUUCUAGUUAUUUAUUAGAUUAAAAAUAAUCUUUCUUAGAAAUUUAGACUGGCAAAUUGAGUCAUUUUGAAUAAUAAUUUUCUAUUAUAAAUUCAGAGGAUUUAUAAAGUUAGUAUUUUCAAAAAUUUUUAAGAAAAUGUUAUGAUACGGACAAUAUUAAUGAGAUUGAUUCAAGAAUUUUAAACUCUAUAAGUAAAAGCUAAAUUAACUGA